Messenger RNA from Boleophthalmus pectinirostris (great blue-spotted mudskipper), 1193 nucleotides. It is a transcript of the gene uts2r1, whose product is annotated as urotensin-2 receptor. Gene Ontology annotation, molecular function: urotensin II receptor activity. The record is from RefSeq and is a predicted model, not a curated record. Gene Ontology annotation, biological process: neuropeptide signaling pathway; blood vessel diameter maintenance; regulation of blood pressure. NCBI's taxonomy places the organism in Eukaryota, Metazoa, Chordata, Actinopteri, Gobiiformes, Gobiidae. The transcript has 4 exons. The coding region runs from base 81 to 1148 and encodes 355 amino acids. Gene Ontology annotation, cellular component: membrane.
UUAAGGUGCAAAGUAACAAUGGAAGUGCAGCCAGCUCUUGACAUAUUUGGCACAGUGCGACAGUGAUACACACUGUCCUCAUGGAACCUGUGGACAUCCUGGGCCCCAACGCCACCGAGGACCCCAUGAGAACCGACGAUGGCAAUGCCGCCACAUUCACCAUCGGCACCAUCCUCUCCAUCAUGUGCCUCGUGGGCGUGUCCGGCAACAUCUACACCCUGGUCGUCAUGUGUCACUCCAUGCGAUCGGCGGCGUCCAUGUACAUCUAUAUCAUAAACCUCGCAUUGGCCGACCUGCUAUACCUGCUAACCAUACCUUUCGUCGUCUGUACGCACUUUCUUGGAGAUUGGUACUUCGGCAAUGCUGGCUGCAAGAUCCUCAUCAGCAUCGACUUCCUGACCAUGCACGCUAGCAUCUUCACGUUGACGAUCAUGAGCACAGAACGCUACUUCGCCGUGCUGAAACCUCUGGAUACGGUAAAGAGGUCGAAAAGCUACCGGAAGGCGAUAGCGUUGCUGGUGUGGGUGGCGUCGCUUGUGCUGACGCUGCCGACGAUCGUCAGCAUCGAACUCAUGACGGUGGGGAACAAAACCAUGUGCUUGCCUACGCUGUCGCCGAUUUCGUACAAAGUUUACAUCACGCUGCUGUUUUGCACGAGUAUAGUCGCACCAGGGCUCAUCAUUGGCUACCUGUACAUCCAGCUCGCAAGGACCUACUGGAUUUCACAGACGGUGACGUUCAAACAGACCAAGAAGCUUCCCAAUCAAAAGGUGCUGUAUCUGAUCUUCACCAUCGUGCUCCUCUUCUGGGCCUGCUUCCUGCCCUUCUGGGUGUGGCAGCUCCUGUGCCAGUUCCACCCGUCCCUGUCUUUGUCCAACCGCGCCAAACGCAACAUCAACUACCUGACCACGUGCCUGACCUACUCCAACUCCUGCAUCAACCCCUUCCUCUACACGCUGCUCACCAAGAACUACAAGGAGUACCUACGCAAACACAAGCGCACGUGGUCCGCCGGGAGCUACUUCAGCCGCCGGGGACGCUUCCAGAGGUCACCGCGCAGGUCGCCGUCAGCCAGCAGCCAGCAGUGCACCGAGAGCUUCAUGCUGACGCGCACGGCAUCGCUAGGCAUCCACAACAGCAGCCUGUGAGGGAAAUUUCCCGUCUGCGCCCGACCCAUCCUUCACGACCGCCGG